This is a messenger RNA of Loxodonta africana (African savanna elephant), 4214 nucleotides long. It is a transcript of the gene SH3BP1, whose product is annotated as SH3 domain binding protein 1. The record is from RefSeq and is a predicted model, not a curated record. Bases 867 to 3059 code for a protein of 730 amino acids. Gene Ontology annotation, molecular function: protein binding; GTPase activator activity. Gene Ontology annotation, cellular component: intracellular anatomical structure; cytoplasm; cytosol. The transcript is spliced from 17 exons. Lineage: Eukaryota; Metazoa; Chordata; Mammalia; Proboscidea; Elephantidae. Gene Ontology annotation, biological process: signal transduction; regulation of Rac protein signal transduction; regulation of actin cytoskeleton organization.
GGGCUUUGGGGGAAGGAGCACCACCACCUCUGACUGGAGGGGGUCCAGGGGAAAAAGCGCUCUCACCAAAGACGCUGGGUCCUUCUGCCUCCAUGAGCCUCUGAGCAGACCAUCCUCCCUGGCCUCACUUGUCCCCUCUUGUCAAUGGGGACGGUUAACCAUCUCUGGUGGUUGGGUGAGGGAGGAGGAAGAGCAGAUAAGGGCCCAGAUCCUGGGGGAGGGGAGGAGACAGGUCCUGGCUUGGUGGGAGGAGGGCCUGCCCCUACCCCGCUGUGUCCCUCCAGUCCCCACCCCCAGCCCAGAGGCCUCCUGCUUCUCUGUCUUGCUUCUGCUUUUCCAGACUCAGGUGAAACCAUCCCAAGGUCUCCCGGCCCCUGAGCUGGGGAGUGAAGGCCGGAAGUUUGGGGAGCCUCUAAGGGCCUGCCUUCUCUUCUCUUCCCCCAGCAUAGGGAGUUCCCCUUCUCUGGGCUCAGGAUGGGGCUGGGUGUUCAGAGAUCUGCUUCCAGUCUCACACCCAUGUGAGCCUGGCAGUCAGGCCACCUUGCUCUGGGCCACAGUGACCCCAUGUGUCACAGGCAGGGGCGUGGGCCCAGGGCCUGCCUGCCAGUGCCGUCCUGAGGCCUGUGGGGCUGAUGGGCCAGGAAUCUGAGCUCCAGCACUUCCCGUUCUUGGGGCCAGACUAGGCUGCCCCUCCCCGGGUGCAAUGAGGAUUUGGAGGGUGGGCAGAAGAGAGAAGCUGCGCCCUAGGUCCCAAAGCUGGACCUGGGGUGGCUCCCCUGACCCCCCUCCAGUUUCGACCGCCCUGUCUCAGGGCAUAGCCCUGGGUGGAGGAGGAAAAGCCUUGUAUCCUAUUCCCGCCCCAUGGAAUGUGCUCUGACUGGGAUGAGGCAGACAGGCCACCCAGGGCGGGCCCCACCUGGGAGAGGCACACGAAGCAACUGGGGUCCAGGUGCCCUGCUGGUGGGCCAGGAAGAGACAGGGGGCCCCUAACCUGGGCCAGCCCAGCAGAAGCUCUCCCUUCCCACAGCACCCCGGAGACGGCCGGGUUCCUGGGUGAGGACCUACUGCAGGUGGAGCAGCGGCUGGAGCCAGCCAAGCGAGCAGCCCACAAUGUCCAUAAGCGGCUGCAGGCCUGUCUGCAGGGCCAGAGCGGGGCAGACAUGGACAAGCGAGUGAAGAAGCUGCCCCUCAUGGCUCUGUCCACCGUGAUGGCCGAGAGCUUCAAGGAGCUGGACCCUGACUCCAGCAUGGGGAAGGCUCUGGAGAUGAGCUGCGUCAUCCAGAACCAGCUGGCCUGCAUCGUGGCCGAGUUUGAGAUGGUCCUGGAGAAGGAUGUCCUGCAGCCUCUCAGCAGGCUGAGUGAGGAAGAGCUGCCAGCCAUCCUCAAGCGCAAGAAAAGCCUGCAGAAACUGGUGUCCGACUGGAACACUCUCAAGAGCAGGCUCAGUCAGGCAGCCAAGAACUCAGGUGGUGGUCAAGUCCUAGGAGGCGUACCCAGCAGUUACAGCCACAUCACCGCAGCCAACAAGGUGGAGACACUGAAGGAGGAGGAGGAGGAGCUCAAGAGGAAGGUGGAGCAGUGCAAGGAUGAAUACUUAGCCGACCUGUACCACUUUGCCACCAAGGAGGACACAUAUGCCAACUACUUCAUCCAUAUCCUGGAGAUCCAGGCUGAUUACCAUCGCAAGUCCCUGAGCUCCUUGGACACGGCCCUGGCUGAGCUGAAGGAGAACCACAGUCAAGCAGACCCCUCCCCCUCGAUGAUGGCCACCCCCUUCUCCAGGGUGUAUGGGGUGUCACUGGGAACCCACCUGCAGGAGCAGGGCCGGGACAUCGCCCUGCCCAUCGAGGCCUGCGUCGUGAUGCUGCUCUCUGAGGGCAUGAAGGAAGAGGGCCUCUUCCGCCUGGCCGCCGGGGCCUCCGUGCUGAAGCGCCUCAAGCAGACGAUGGCCUCGGACCCCUGCAGCCUGGGGGAGUUCUGCUCUGACCCCCAUGCCGUCGCAGGUGCCCUCAAGUCCUAUCUGCGGGAACUGCCAGAACCCCUGAUGACCUUUGACCUCUAUGACGAUUGGGUGAGGGCAGCCAGCCUGAAGGAGCCAGAGGCCCGGCUGGAGGCCCUCCAAGAGGUGUGCAGCCGCCUGCCCCGUGAGAACCUCAGCAACCUCAGGUACCUGAUGAAGUUCCUGGCCCGGCUGGCCGAGGAACAGGAGGUGAACAAGAUGACACCUAGCAACAUCGCCAUUGUCCUGGGGCCCAACCUGCUGUGGCCGCCCGAGAAAGAAGGGGACCAGGCUCAGUUGGAUGCAGCCUCAGUGUCUUCUAUCCAGGUGGUGGGUGUGGUCGAGGCUCUGAUACAGAACGCAGACACCCUUUUCCCUGGAGACAUCAACUUCAACAUAUCAGGCCUGUUCUCGGCCCUCACCCCCCAGGACAAGGUCAGCAACAGGCCGGCCUCUGAGGAACUUCCAACCGUUGUCAUCCCCACCCCCGCCACCACCCCAGCUCCAGCUCUGGCUCCGGCCCCAGCCCCAGCCCCGACCCCAGCCUCAGUAGCCACCAAGGAAAGGAUGGAGUCUGAGGCACCCCCCAGACCAGCCUCCCCCAAGGUCAACAGGAGCCCCCCAGAGGCAGCUGCCCCAGCAGAGGAAAUGACUCGGAGAGUCAAGCGCCAAGCACCUGCCCGGCCCAUCAUGCCGCCCCCCCAGGUCUCCAGCACCCGCUCUUCCCCUCCAGCCCCACCCCUGCCCCCUGGCUCUGGCAGCCCUCUGACCCCCCAGGCUCUGCCCCGCCGGCUGGUUGGCAGUAGCCUCCGGGCUCCCACGGUGCCACCCCCGUUGCCCCCUGUGCCUCCCCAGCCUGCCCGGCGCCAGAACCGGUGUUCACCAGCCUCCCCAAGCCCAGCCUCCCCAGGUCCAGCCUCCCCCAGCAUUCCUGUGCAGGGGGACCUGGGGGUGGCCACAGAGGAGGGAGGGGCCCCUGAGGCUGUGGGUAGGGUCACUGCUCCACCAGCUGUUCCCCCUCAGCCACGGCCCAGGAGCCUUGCCACAGAGACUGACUGAGCUGGUGGCUCUUUCCUAACCAGCCCCUCGGUACCCCCUUCCUCCUCACCUUGUCCUCCCAGGACACAGCACUUGCCACUCCCAAAGGGUGAGGGCCUUCAGCCUUUGCCUACAAGUGCCUCAGUGACCCCUCUGGGCUGGCCUCCGUGGCGAAGAGGACUCAGGACAGUUCCCUCGCCACUUCCAGACUGUCUCCUUUUCCACGCUGGGCUUAGGGGGGCCCCAGGCCUGACUCCACACUUUGGCAGGGGAACGUCAGAAGGAAGGGGAGGCUUGUCUGCUCCCACAGGACUUUUAUUUUUCUCUUGCCGAUGUAUUUUUUAUAAGGCUGGUAAAUAAAUUAUUUUGGACAAAACUGGAGCAGCAGCCCAAAUGAUAGUUUUAUUUUCUGUCCUUGAAAUAAAGAAGCCAUUUUCAUAAAGGCAAAACAAUUACAGAUUCUUUGCCUCCUUUCUUUCUUCCUGCCUGAAAUACUAACAAGUCAGCGUUUUUAGCACUUACUAUAUACGCCACACUGUACUUUUAUGUGCAUCAUUUCCAUCUAAUCUUCUCCCUGUGAAGUAGAUACCAUUGCCUCUUUUUACAGGGGAGGAGACAGGCUCAGAAAGAAAUGUCCUGCCCAGGUCACAUGGGUUAGGACCCAGGUCUGACUAAGUCCCAAGCCUCAUAUCCUGGGCAGCUUACACUCUUGGUGCCCCCGUUUUCUCAUCUGUGAGGUAAUGUAACAAUUUCCACCUCUCGGUGCUGUUCCAGGAGUCCCUGGGUGGCACAAAUGGCUAGGCAGCUGAUUGCUACCCGAAAAGUCCUGGGGGUUAGAACUCACCCAGAGGCACCUUGGGAGACAGACCUGGUGAUCUGCUUCCGAAAGGUCACAGCCUUGGAAACCCUAUGGAGCAGUUCUACUCUGCACACGUGGGGUCACCAUGAGUUGGAAUCAACUAGACGGCAGCUAGCAACAAGUGUUCUGAGGGUUAAGUGAAACGCUCUAUUUACAGACCAAAGCACCACCCUUGGCACACAGAAGUGCUCAGUAAACGUGGGCUGCUGCUGCUGCUGCUGUUUCUCCCACCCAGCUGUGCACCCAGGGAGGGCACAAAUAGAUCUGUCCACAAACCCUCCGUGGUGAGAGCUGCUCUGGCCAGAACCUGGGCUAGG